UCUGUAACUGCACCAAUACACUUUUAAACACACCAUGGAUUAACACUUCUCGUCUUGAACAAACUCUUCUUCGUACUUUGAUAUCCCUGGCAUAUUUAUUCCAUCAUGUUUCGCGUGGCCGGUCUCCGCGCGCGGUUCGCAGUCGUCGCCAUACUCGUCAUGGCCCUCUGUUCAUUUCUCCUCCUCGGCCCCUACAAAGUAACUCCAGGCCACCUUGCUUUCACGACACCCGGGAGGGAUUUGGGUCAUACUAGCCAAAGCCUGCUUACGGGACACGCAAUCGCGCCAAAGCUGGGAAACGCGACAGCAAAAGCAGAACUUGGUCGCGCGGCCUGGAAAGUCCUUCACACAACCUUCGCCCGCUUCCCCGAGAAGCCUACAGAGGAGGAGAAAGAGGCGCUACGAUCAUAUGUUCACUUGUUCCAACGCCUGUACCCAUGUGGAGAAUGUGCAGAGCACUUUGGACAAGUGCUUGCCAAAUACCCUCCCCAGGUGUCGUCCCGGACAGCGGCAGCCAUGUGGGGCUGCUACGUACACAACAUUGUCAAUAAAAGGCUGAAGAAGCCGGAGUUCAACUGCGAAGACAUAGGCGAUGCGUACGAUUGCGGAUGCGCAGAAGAAUAAUUGGGCAAUGGCACAGCGGCAGGGACGUCCUGGUGACAUAGAUCAACAGAGGACAAGGGAGAAAGGAAGACUCGGGCAAGUCAUGAGCCCUGCAAGA
Messenger RNA from Bipolaris sorokiniana ND90Pr, 721 nucleotides. RefSeq lists its product as uncharacterized. The record is from RefSeq and is a predicted model, not a curated record. NCBI's taxonomy places the organism in Eukaryota, Fungi, Ascomycota, Dothideomycetes, Pleosporales, Pleosporaceae. The transcript has 4 exons. Bases 106 to 624 code for a protein of 172 amino acids. Gene Ontology annotation, cellular component: mitochondrion. Gene Ontology annotation, molecular function: flavin adenine dinucleotide binding; flavin-dependent sulfhydryl oxidase activity.